AUGUUUACAAUCACAGCUUCCAUGAAGCAGGCUGGCGCUCACCGGACAGCUACUAUUACCGGGCGGAUACUUCGAUGCCAAACUAACUUGGCAAAGCGGACCUUUGUCUCAACAACCGUACGACUGUCACAACCGCAGCAGAAAUACUCCAAAGUCUACGGAACUGCGGAUGAGGCUGUUGCGGAUGUGAAGAGUGGUUCUACAAUUCUUAGUUCUGGCUUUGGACUCUGCGGAGUGGCUGAAACCAUAAUCGAAGCGCUCAAUCGUCGAGGCGCCGAAUCUUUACAUUCACUCACUGCAGUCUCGAACAAUGCGGGGAUAGAAGGCAAGGGUGGACUGUCAAUACUUUCUAAAGCCGGCCAAGUGAGCAAUCUGGUCUUGUCCUAUCUCGGGAACAACAAGGCAUUGGAGAAGAAAUACCUCAGUGGGGAGUUGGCAAUUGAGCUAUGUCCUCAAGGAACGCUCGCUGAACGAUUGCGAGCCGGGGGUGCAGGCAUUCCCGCAUUUUACACCCCCACAGGUGCACAUACAUUGCUUCAAGAAGGUGAAAUACCCAUCAGACUCGGACCCUCGGGGAAAGCCCUCGAACGAGGCAAACCUCGUGAGACCAGAGAAUUUGAUGGCCGCGCCUUUCUGCUGGAGACUGCUCUCACAGGCGAUGUUGCUAUUCUACGAGCAUGGAAGGUCGACAAGGCUGGAAACUGCGUUUUCAGAUAUACCACCAAAGCCUUUGGCCCACUGAUGGCCAAAGCCGCCAAGGUCACCAUCGUCGAGGCAGAAAACAUUGUUGAAAUUGGCGAAAUCGACCCCAAUGAUGUCGACUUGCCCGGAAUUUUUGUUGACCGCGUUGUCCCCGCCACCGCUGAGAAGAAAAUCGAAGUUCUCAAACUGCGUGAUCCAGCUGAGGAAGCCGACGUGAAGAGCUCAUCACCCAAGAAUCUGGCACAGGAGAAGAGAAACCGAAUUGGACGACGAGCGUCAGAGGAGUUAAAGGAAGGGUUUUAUGUGAACCUGGGAGUUGGAAUCCCAACUCUGGCUGCCACAUUUAUCCCACCCGGUCGAACAGUCUGGAUCCAAUCUGAGAACGGAAUCCUCGGUAUGGGUCCAUACCCAACCAAGAGCGAAGUUGAUGCCGAUAUUGUCAACGCCGGCAAAGAGACCGUCACACUUGUCCCUGGUGCGUCUUGCUUUGACUCGUCAGAGUCAUUUGGCAUGAUUCGCGGUGGCCAUGUGGACGUAUCCAUUCUAGGGGCUCUUCAGGUCAGCGCAAACGGUGACCUGGCCAACUUUAUGAUCCCAGGCAAGGUCUUCAAGGGCAUGGGCGGUGCUAUGGACCUCGUUGCCAACCCGGACCAGACCAAGAUUGUCGUUGCGACGGAACAUGUCGCCAAGAAUGGCUCGUCAAAGAUUGUUGAGCAAUGUAAUUUGCCAUUGACGGGUGCGAGAGUGGUCAGCACCAUCAUCACUGAUCUCUGCGUAUUCCAAGUCGACCGCAAGAAGGGCGGCUUGACUCUAACGGAACUAGCUCCCGGAGUGACUGUCGACGAGGUGAGAAGCAAGACGGAUGCCAAGUUUGAGGUGGCUGAUGGAGUGCAGACGAUGGAGUAA
Messenger RNA from Pochonia chlamydosporia 170, 1608 nucleotides. RefSeq names its product succinyl-CoA:3-ketoacid-coenzyme A transferase subunit A. Gene Ontology annotation, biological process: ketone body catabolic process. NCBI's taxonomy places the organism in Eukaryota, Fungi, Ascomycota, Sordariomycetes, Hypocreales, Clavicipitaceae. Gene Ontology annotation, molecular function: succinyl-CoA:3-oxo-acid CoA-transferase activity. The transcript has 7 exons. The coding region runs from base 1 to 1608 and encodes 535 amino acids. The record is from RefSeq and is a predicted model, not a curated record.